AGCACGACCACAGCCGGCUGCCACAAUGGGAAAGAUCGUUUUCUACGAAGACAGAAACUUCCAGGGCCGAAACUACGAGUGCAGCAAUGAAUGUUCGGACCUGCACUCCCAUUUCAACCGCUGCAACUCCAUCCGAGUGGACAGCGGUGACUGGAUGGUCUACGAGAGGCCCAACUACACGGGCUACCAGUACUUUCUAAGGAAGGGCGACUACCCGGACUACCAGCGCUGGAUGGGAUUCAACGACUGCGUCCGAUCCUGCCGUAUGAUCCCCGUGCACCAAGGCUCUCACAGGAUGACGAUCUACGAGCGCACGGAGUUCGGAGGCCAGACGAUGGAGCUGACCGACGACUGCCCCUCUCUGUACGAACGCUUCCACUUCAACGACGUUCACUCUUGCAAGGUCAUGGACGGCCACUGGAUCUUCUACGAGCACCCCCAUUACAGGGGACGCCAGUACCUGAUGCGUCCCGGUGAAUACAGGAGGUUCCACGAGUGGGGAAGCACGAGUCCCAGGGUGGGAUCAAUCAAACGUGUCAGUAUGUGAAAGCACGACCGUGCACAUCUUGUUCAUGUGAAAUAUUACCAAUAAAGUCGAUGAAUGGAACAGGA
Molecule: messenger RNA, 612 nt
Organism: Nematolebias whitei (Rio pearlfish)
Lineage: Eukaryota; Metazoa; Chordata; Actinopteri; Cyprinodontiformes; Rivulidae
Product: gamma-crystallin M2
Exons: 3
Coding region: 26-547 (173 amino acids)
Biological process (GO): visual perception; lens development in camera-type eye
Molecular function (GO): structural constituent of eye lens
Source: RefSeq, a predicted model, not a curated record